Messenger RNA from Drosophila melanogaster (fruit fly), 602 nucleotides. It is a transcript of the gene TotX, whose product is annotated as turandot X. Bases 31 to 459 code for a protein of 142 amino acids. Gene Ontology annotation, cellular component: extracellular region. The record is from RefSeq and is marked reviewed. Lineage: Eukaryota; Metazoa; Arthropoda; Insecta; Diptera; Drosophilidae. Gene Ontology annotation, biological process: immune system process; cellular response to heat; response to bacterium. The transcript has a single exon.
GUUAGUUUCCAUCAUCCCAUCAAGCAAGCUAUGGGGCUUUCUAUUGGCAGCUUGCUAAUAUGCGUGUUCUUAGGCAUAGUUCCUUUUGCAACUGCUAACACAAACAGUUCAAGUUAUGAGGAACACAGGAAUUAUUUGCUUAACAUCUUUCACAAUCCAUUUGUGAAUGACUCCAUUAAGGAGAAAAAUAUUCCGCAGCUAAUCGCUUUUUAUCAACGAUAUCCUACAGAUGUUCCUCUAUCCGACGCAGACAGGCAACAAUUUGAAAGGUUUAUUCAUGAUUACAGAGAAUACCGGGCAGUUUUGGUUGAUGGUGCACCACCUCAAGGAGGAUCAUUUGGAAACAUAUUUGGACACUUCCUAGGCAGAGUCGGAACCCGGUAUAUUUCGUCUCUGUUUAAUAAGAAAAGGGAGGAAAGGAAAUCCAACCAUGCAUACAUAAUCGAGGACUAUAACUAAACUUGCCUUUUGUACUUUCAUGCUAUUCAUACAUUCUGGAUCUAUACCAAUUUGAAGCUUGGAAUACUAAUGGAAAUAAUCAGAUGUUAUUUGUUUGAAAAACUAUAAAAAUUAAUCUAUAAAUAAACUAAUCAAUACCACUG